AUGCAGCUGCUCGCGCACAAUGGCCCAAACUGGUCGCCAGGAGCUCUCGCCGUACAGCCGUGCCACGACUGGAUCGCGGUCGGUGUGCGCAACACUGUUGUCUUCUACGACUUCGAAGGCCGCUUCAUUGGUGAGAUCCGCGCGGUAGGUCGAGGCCGCGUAUCUGCCCUUUCCUUCUGCGAGGCCCCCGCCCUAACUCACCUGCUUGCUGUGGGCACAUCCGAAGGCUUUGUCAGAGUAUAUGACGCUCAAACAAGACGGAUAUUUCGGAAAGUGAGAGAACCACCACAAGGAAAGAAGAAAAGAUUGUCUAUCUUUGCUCUUAGAUUCGUUAAUCGAUUUCCUAAUGUGCUACUCGUAGUUACGGAACCGAACCAAAUAUGCAUGUGGAAGUACGAGACUGCGGAAAACAUCAGAUGCGUCUUCGAUAUGUUCCUUGACGUUCGGAUUAUUACUUGCGUGACACUUGUCCCUGGAUCUUCAGAGUUGCUUCUAGUUGCAGGUUUAUUGCAAGGUGAGGCGGAGGAGGGAAUUGCGAUGGUCAUCGAUGUCUCUCGAAACGGGAGACCGUCUAUUUUUCACAAAGGCGCUAUCGUGAAUGACUUAGUGACAAGCGUGCGCGAUGAAGCAAGUGGUUCUCAUCACUUUUUCCUGCUCAUGGUAUCUGCGUAUUGCAAACGACCAGUCAUCUACAAAUCUCUAGAUGGGGUUUCUUGGAGUGCUCUUGAAAGUUCUUCCCAGAGUAGUACACCUUCCUGGAGCGACACCACCAAUGAGACCCCUCUUCGCGAGAGACCUUCAAGAGAUCGCACGCCCUCUCAUUACUAUUGUUCUGGUACAUGGUGCGGUCAACGCGACAUUGUCGUUUCAAAUCCCAGAGGGACGAUUGUGCACUAUCAGAUAGAUGGUAAUAAUCGUCUCCAGGAGAUGACUCACCGACAAUCAGCUCACAUACGACAAAUCUUUUCCAUGAAAGCCUUGAAGGCAAAAUAUCAAUUUGUUACUUCUUCAAUGGAUAGGACUGUUGCGCUUUGGCAGUUAGAUUCUUCGCCAUCCGAUGAGCCUCUAAUUAAGCUCAAGUGUCGCACCCCGAGAACGAAUGGACCUAUCAAGUCAUUGGCAGUCUCGCUGCCAAACCAGCCUUCCGAGACCGAAAUGGCCACGGGAAAAGGUGGACGAUGUAAUUCAUUUGUUUCGUUCGCGACAAGUGAUACGAUCACUUAUCUCUCAUGCAUUGAAAACAGCACAUGUGAUGUGAUUGGAGAAAUUUCUCCGAUUGGCAACACAGUCCGGAAACGUGAGACCAUUGAGUCUGUAGCCCGAAUAGCCACCCGCGAGAAUGGCGAAUUUCCAAAUAGAACUGAUAAGACGAGCUUGUUUCUCUUCGCUACAUCCAACGGACGGGUUGGACUCAUCAGACUUCUGAACGGAGAACUACAAUUUGUUUUUUCACGCAAACGAAAAUGCCAGAACAAUGGUAAAGAGCAAAAGACUCGUCUGCUUGCCAUUCACGGGGAUACUGCUAUAACUUCGAUUUCGGGAAACGGUGACUUAGAAACGAUGAUGCUCCCUCUGUCUGAAAGGGCUUGGACGGAAGCGAGAAACUCUCCAAUGCAGUGGCCAGCUGGCUCAAUAUCUUUGCGUGCAGGUGAAACAACUCCCAAAGCGUCUGCAGCUUGUCGAAUUCAACAACAGAAUGGAGAUGAGUGUUUCCUGUGUCUGGGCUAUGAGGAUGGCACAUUAGCCCUAUUCAGUAUCUCCGGGGAGCUUGUAGUUGGUCCUUUAGCCACGGGCUUGGCUCGCGUUUUGUGCAUUGCCCACAAAUGGGACCAACAUACUAUUGUGGCUUCUGACGGUGAUUGUGGCAUCGUAACGAUAUCCACAGAUGGUGUUUCAUUUAGUUCUCACGCUGGAAGCGAGAGUCAACCUCAGCUUCGUAUACGUCGCCAUCAUCAAAAUCUGGUUGAUGGCAUCAGAUGCUUGACUUGGUCCCCGUCAGCGUCAACAAAUGAUGCAUGUGCGGUAGAAAGAUCUACUUAUUUAGUGGCGAUAACUAAUAGGGGGGAGAUAUACGUAUGGAUCUACCAAGAGAAUGAGGAGCUGGUGCUUCGUGCGAACAUAAAGUCUCUUUAUGGCCGGGUUAGUUGCUGCAUGUGGGAAAGCUAUCACUGUUUGCUCUCUGGUGGAGAAGAUGGAAGUAUUCGAAGGUGGGAGCUCGAAAAGCAGCCGUGGCCAUCCCCGUACAAACCUAGAAAAUAA
This is a messenger RNA of Chondrus crispus (carragheen), 2259 nucleotides long. RefSeq lists its product as hypothetical. The record is from RefSeq and is a predicted model, not a curated record. Bases 1 to 2259 code for a protein of 752 amino acids. Lineage: Eukaryota; Rhodophyta; Florideophyceae; Gigartinales; Gigartinaceae. Gene Ontology annotation, molecular function: protein binding. The transcript has a single exon.